Molecule: messenger RNA, 4754 nt
Organism: Conger conger (European conger)
Lineage: Eukaryota; Metazoa; Chordata; Actinopteri; Anguilliformes; Congridae
Product: leucine-rich repeat and calponin homology domain-containing protein 1-like
Exons: 21
Coding region: 89-2326 (745 amino acids)
Molecular function (GO): protein binding
Source: RefSeq, a predicted model, not a curated record
GAAAUUCGCACACUGUUGAAGUCUCCCUCGUAGUUGUGAGUGGAUACAAAAUUACGGCGAAUUUGAUUUACCUUUACCAGGGGCGAGAAUGGCGACUCUGGGACUGGACUCCCGUCCCCAGCUCCCCUCUGGUUCUGUUCAAAGUAACAUCAGCAGUUUGGGGUCCCAGAAUACGGUGCCCCUGAAUCGUGGGCUUGAACGGGCUCUGGAAGAGGCAGUGAACUCUGGUUUUUUAAACCUCAGCGCCAGAAAAUUAAAAGAAUUUCCUAGAACUGCAUUGACACACGAUUUGACGGACACGGUGGAAGCAGACUUGUCCAAGAACCGCUUGACAGAUGUUCCCUCUGAAGUGUGUCACUUUGUCUCCUUGGAAACGCUGAACCUCUAUCAUAAUUGUAUUAGAAGUGUUCCCGACUCUGUCAUCAGCCUCCAGACUCUCACGUCUUUAAACCUAAGUCGUAACCAGCUCUCCGCUCUGCCCGCCUGUCUCUGUGAGCUGCCCCUGCGUGUGCUCAACGCCAGCAACAACAAACUGCUCUGCCUGCCAGAGGCCAUUGGCCAGCUCAGGAGCCUGAUGGAGCUGGACAUCAGCUGUAAUGAGAUCACCACCCUGCCUCCAGACAUCGGCCGUCUGCAGGCCCUGAGGGAGCUCAACGUACGGAGGAACUUCCUGUGUGUGCUUCCGGAAGACCUGGCAGAGCUGCCCUUGGUGAAGCUGGAUGUCUCCUGUAAUAAGGUGUCCACUGUGCCCACCUGCUUCAGGAAGAUGGUCCACCUGCAGUGUCUGCGGCUAGAGAACAACCCCCUGCAGAGCCCCCCUGCACAGAUCUGCAUGAAGGGAAGGGUGCACAUAUUUAAGUACUUGAUGAUGGAGGAGUGUCGCAGUGACAAGAUGGCCGACGCACUCUACCUUCCCGUGAUAGACAGACUCAGCCUGUCCCACCCGGCUGCUGGCAGCACGGAGGACAUCGACCAGAACAAGAAACAGGAAACUGACUCGGGCGUCGGCAGCGACAAUGGGGACAAGAGACUAUCGGCGACUGAGCCCUCAGAUGAAGACAGUUUGAGUCUCAAUGUCCCCAUGUCCCACAUCACUGAGGAGGAGGGCCUGAUCAAAGACGACUCCAUCGAGCACAUCUGUGCCCUGGCAGGUGAUUCCCCUCAGAGCUCCCUGAAGCCCACGGACAGCGAUAUCUCUGAGCCUUCAGAGGAUCAGUUUGGGUCCAGAGAUUCAGGGCUCAGCACACAGUUUGUCAGCUACAUCAAGGGCCGGGCGGCAGACUUCGACGAACCCCUCAGGAUAGAGGAGGACUCCAGCUGGGCCUCCGAUCAGCCGUCCAAGGUCACAGAGGGUACCAAGAUCCACAUUGACAUGAUCAACCAACUGAAAGAGGCAGUGGAACUGCUACAGGAUCCGGACAGAGUGAAAACGGACCCUGCGGAUGUUUCCGGAGUGCAGCUGUACCCGGUGGAGAUGGUUCUGGUGGAGGAGUCCGUCAAUGGCCAGGAUUGUGCGGGUGAACUGACCACACCAAAGAGUGAAACGUCUGAGGGAGGCCUUGAGUUCCAGAAGAAGAGGGAGGUGAUUCUGGAGAAGGCCAGGCAUGAGGCUCAGCUCGCCUGCCUGCAGUUUGAGCGAGAAGUGCCAGCCCAGAGCGACGUGAUUGGCCAGGGAGCCCAGUCUGAGGACCAUGGAGACGGGGGGGAAGAUGAAGCCUCCACAGAAUCAUCCAGUCUGAGCUCCCCUCCCUUCGGCCUGAAGCCACGGUCAGCCCCCACCUCGCUGGCUUGCUCGCCCCCGCCCUGUCUCCGCCCCCUCACACAGGCUACUCCCGCUGAUAGAGACUCCCUCAGUAGCCCAGAUGAAGGAGACUUGCUGUGCAGUGUCUUUCUGCGGACCUCCAAGAGCCUGGAGUCCAUGGACCCCCAGUUCACCAUGCGCCGCAAGAUGGAGCAACUGAGGGAGGAGCUGGAGCUGACGGAGCAGUUGAGAGAGAACAUUGAAAGCAGGCUAAAGGUGGUGUUACCCGAGGACCUGGGCCCGUCCCUGAUGGACGGGGUGGUGCUUUGCCACCUGGUGAACCACAUCUGCCCCCGCUCCGUCAACAGCAUCCACGUGCCCUCCCCUGCCGUGCCCAAGCUGAGCAUGGCCAAGUGUCGGAGGAACGUGGAGAACUUCCUGGAUGCCUGCAGGAAGUUGGGCGUCCCAGAGGAGAAGUUGUGCCUGCCGCAUCAUAUACUUGAAGAGAAAGGUUUGGUGAAGGUCAGCAGCACAGUGCAGGCCCUGGUGGACGAGACCUGCAUCAAACAGGCCCUGUUCAGCUGAGAGGAGAGCGGUGGGCUGUUUUCCUGAGGGUGUGGGUUUACCUGAGGGUGUGGGUUUACCUGAGGGUGUGGAUUUACUGGAGGGCGUGGCUUUGUCAGGGUGUGGCUUAACCUGAGGGUGUGGCUUCAAACAGGUUACCUGGGGUCGGGGUUUCAGAGAGCUUUACCUGUGUGAAAAGUAAAUUGAUGGAAGUGUGGCUUGACAGACAAUUUACAAACUGGUUUUAAACAGACUUUUUCUAUUGAUUUGUAUAAAUGGCUCGCUACCAUACCUCCUGAAAUUUAGCUGUUUUUAUGGGAAUAUGCUUUUUGUUUUUCAACUGACGUGAUUGAGAACUCGUUUUCACUGCCAGCAAAAGGGUCUGACUCAACAUUAACACUAGGUGGUGCUGUCCUGAUAAAUACAAUACACUAUUGCCAGUCAGUUUACAUUAGAACAUUUUCAUGUGGAAGCAUUCUGGGCAGUGACCAAUCCUGACAAUCACUUUGAGCUCUUCAGCUCUUAUUUAUUUUUAUUUAUUAAAACUCCUGGCAGAUGGGUGAAGGAUUUAAGCAGUGCUUUGGAUUUAAUGUAAUUUGCAAAGUUAACUUGUAGGUAAUAGUGUAGGUAAUAUAUUUUGUAAAAGUUUUUAUGAUGGUUUUUAUUUGUAUCUCUUUGUACAGUGUUCUUUCAGUAUUGGCAAGAUGUCUUGGAAUAACAGUACUACAGCAUUGGAAGAAUAUUUGGUAUUUGGUUAUGAGUGGAACUGCAAACUUAACCCCCUUUUCUGCUGUGUUAAAGAAUGUAAGAGAGAAGGGGGGUCUGAACAUUCCAAUUACAGGAUGAAUGAAUCUGAGUUACCCCACUAUUCAAAAUAAAUACAGCAAAAGACUGAGGUCCACAACUAAGCCUAUUGUCAGGUUGUUGGUGUUAUAAGAAAUCACUUAAUAUGCUAAAUAUUUCUUCAAACAUUUAUUGGGAGCAGAAAGUGCACAUACGCUAUAGAAUAUGUUUACCAGAGUUUGGGGUGUCAGUUUGAACCCUGAGACUAGCCCACAGAGCAAGGUUAUCUUACUCUGUUCAUACCCUUUCCACAUGACUAUGACUCUGAAAGUACGUUUAAAUAAUGGCCUUUUUGUACUAGUCAGGGCAUUCGCUUUAGCACAAUGGCCUUCCAUUAGCAUUAGCCAGAGGUUUUUCCAUUAAUGUUAUCAUGUUAUCAUAAGGUUUUAGUUUUGCCAUGUGUAUGCAGGAGAGUUUGCUCUUUUGUGACCAGUGGAUGCAUGGAAUGUGUUUGUGUUUUUACCCCAGGCUUUGCAGUAUACUUCAUGAGAAGAUUGUGUACAGCAUAUGUGUCUAGGACUGAAGGCAGUAGAACAUUUCUGUGUAAAUGUAUGAUGUAAUGAACUAAUAAGAGUCAAAUUGUAAAUUGUAAUUUUGCUGAAUGGAUUUUCCAGUUCCCAAAUAUAGUUCAAACCAAAACCAAAAGUAAAAACAGGGCAAUUAAGAAAUCAGAUGAACUACAGUACAACUUAUCGUGGCAGCACGAUAUUUUAAGUGCACUACAUAAGUGUAUCUUUUCUAUGUUUAUAUGUUGUACAUAUCCCCAGAGUCUCAGAUUAUUAUAUACUACCCUUUUGCACUCUAGGGUUUUUAAAUAUACAAUAUUUCUACACAUACAGCAAAUGCAGUAGGAAGUAUAAUAUCAGUGUGCUUUUCUACAGCAUUUUUCUAAUUAUUCUUACAAACAUCUGUUUAUAAUAAAACAAAAGCAGGAGCUGUUUUCAGUUAAAUAAUUGAACAUUUUGCAUCUGUUAGAGGGGGUAAAAUAGUUGUGUGGGAAAGAGCAAGUCAUAUUCUGUGGCAGGUAAAGGUGCUUGCUGUAAGUGUGUUUUUAAAUACAGCAUCUCUCUUGGAGUCUAUCGACUGGAUUCCAUCAGCUUGUGAUUCCCAUUAGUUAAUUUCAUUCGGAAAGAAAAUCUAUGCAGGAAAUGUAUUGACCUGCUCUGUGUUUGUAAGCUUAUUGCUGUUUAGUCUUGUAAUGUCUUGAUGAUUUCACAAAUUACAAAUCUACCUUUUCUUUUGUAUUUUUGGUAUCUUGAAUAUAUUAGAAUUUUUUGAAAUUUGUAACAUUUUACUACAAUGUUUUAGUCAAGUUCAAUCUGCUGGAUCAUUACAAGUGUGUUUUUCAACUUUUCUGUAUAUAAAAUAUGAAACUUGUACUUUGGUAAGGAUGAAUAUUUUUUGUCUUUGUUAUAUUUCACCCAUGAUGUAACAUAGUCAAACACGUUUUUAUACUUCUUUUUAUGUUGUGUAUGGAUAUCACUAUUUGUUGUACAGCAUUUUGUGAUUGCAUGACCUUUUCUUAUCCAUUGCCCUAAUGACUGUAGAUACUGUACAGGUUAUUACAAGUAUUACUGAACCAGUAAAGCCCAGUUUGUAAAACUUC